Hylaeus volcanicus is the source of this 769-nucleotide messenger RNA. RefSeq lists its product as uncharacterized. The transcript has 4 exons. Lineage: Eukaryota; Metazoa; Arthropoda; Insecta; Hymenoptera; Colletidae. The coding region runs from base 1 to 636 and encodes 211 amino acids. The record is from RefSeq and is a predicted model, not a curated record.
AUGCGGAUCACGAUUGUUGUCUCCGUUUUGCUCGCGUUUUACAAUCUCUCGAGUGCUUUGGAGAGGCGCAAGAGGUACCUGGUCUUCCCUAGACCGGUAGGCAGUGGAGCACCGACGAAAGUACAGUUAAUCCUCGGCCUCGGUAUACCCAUGGAAGUCGACGUCAGCCUGAUUAUCGGAUAUGUGAUGAAAUUUAAUUACGCCCUGCCCUACAACGCUUCCUACUUGACGGAUCCAUAUGUUCGCUAUGACAGAUCGAUCAGCGACGGCGUCGAGGUCGAUGAGAAUGACGACCCCACGCUGGACCAAGAAGGCGAGGAGCGACUCAUCUCCAGAUGGGAAAUUUACGAAAUCCUGGAAUCGGUUCUUGGCGAUUCACGAUCGGGCAAAGCCUGCCUUCUGAGGGCAAUCUGCGAAGCUUCCGCGGUACCUUUCAGCAAAGUUCAUGGCCUUAGCGCUCAGUUCCUUCAUCUUCUCCUCGCCCCGUCGACCACUUCGGACCCUUUCAGAACUGACUUUGAUCGAGUAUAUCGCGCAGCUGAAAUCAUGGGACGACAAGCAACCAGGAGCUGCGACAGUUUAUUUCCGGAAUGCUCGGAGAGCCACUUGGAGUACUUCACCGAAGUACGUGAAUGAUCAUUUGCUUCGCUAUCUGUAAGGCUUCUCCAUAGCGCCCACGUGUUACAUCGAGGGAACAGUUUAAUACUAAUCGAAAUGGCCGCCAGUCACCCUGAUUGCAUUCGCUGUUAAAGGGUUAAGCUACAGUCGA